AUGCCUGUUUACACGAAUUUUAAUUCUAUUUGUUGGAUGUCAAAUUCUAUUUGUUGGAUGUCAGAAGUGCUAGAAUCCGGUAGUGUUUUAAUGUGGGGUUAUUGUAAAGCCUUGGGCAGAAAAUAUGAUAUUUUAACCCCUGAAGUGGCUGAUAUACCAUAUCCUGUAAUACAAGUAGCUGGUGGUUCUAGCCAUAGUAUGGCACUUACAGAAAAUGGUCAUAUAUAUGUAUGGGGCUCUGGUAUUGAUGGUCAAUUGGGCAAGUCUAAGAAAUUGGUGAUAGAUGCACCAAAGAGAUUAAAGGAUCCAAAUUUGUUUGGAAACACAGUUGUAAUUGCCUGUGGUGAAUCUUUUAAUGCAGCUUUAACUCAAUGUGGCCAGUUGUAUAUGUGGGGUAAAAAUAAUGAUACUAUAAAUGCCACUAAGAAAACAUCCCAUAAACAAUUUGAACCGGUGUUAAUGAAUGGUGACUACAAGGAUAUAAGCCUUAUUAAAUGUGGUGGCUGGCAUGCUAUGGCAUUAACAGGCAGACCAGAAACCACAAUCAUUGAAAAUACUGACUCUUUGACUGAUGAAAGUACAUCAGAGACAGAAAGCAUUGAAGCAGUUGAAUUAAAACCAGAAAUAACAGACAUGAAUCUAAAGACCAAAGAAGAUGAAAAUGGUAAUACAUUGCUGGUGUCGCCUCCCCCAGUGUCCCAUUUACAUUCCAAUGCCAAAAAGAAAUAUUCCAGACAAACUAUAGGUGAAUUUUAUGAAUCAAAAGAACCUCCGGGUAAUACUUGUUUAAAUGUUGAUGAAUCAACCAAAAUUUGUAAUCCUGGCAAAAUCCAAAAUAAGUGCCACGAAGCAACCUCACAAUUGACAAGUCUUCCCACUGAAGCUACUACUUCUGAAGUUAUACCUGCUGAUUCAAAGGUUCUUGUUUCUCCUAAUAACAAUAAGGCUGGAAGUGUUCACUACCUAAUUGAAUUUCAUGGAAACUCCCUGAUAAAAUCUGACAAUAGUGCCAAUCAAAAUUCUCAUACCAAUAAACAUGGAAAAUGUAAACCAGCUUUUUUUCUUCUUUCCCAAAAGACAAAUAACUCUGUAGAUUGUGCUGAUCAAAAAGAACUGAAUGAACCACAAAAUAGAAAUUCGGAACUAUCGGAAAAGAUUAUUACCAACUCUAAGAAUAAUACAAAUUCCAAAAUUUCAUUAGAUUUUCAAGUGAAAUCCAAAGACAGUUUGUAUAAAGAGCGAGUGUUUGUCUCUCAAAGGGACAUGAAAUUGAAAGCUGUAGAUGAUUUAAAAUUGAAGACCUUAUUUGAUGACUUAUUUGAACAUGGAUCUUCUGAUAAAUUAUCAGAGGAUAAGAAACAAAGGUUGAAAGUAUUGUAUGAGGCCAUUGUACCAGGAAGUAGACAUUUAUCAAGUCUUUCAGAUGCAGAAAGUAAACCACCAGCCAGAAGAUUUGGUUUAUCAAACAACCACCAUAAACCACCUUCUGUACCAAGAGACAGAACAUAUUUGAAGUACAAUACUGGAAAGAAAAUUAGAGAAGUUGGAGACAAAGCCAAGCAACAAAAGAUUGGAACUCAGCCUUCAAACCAAAAACCAAUUUUUUCUAGUGCCUCCUCAUGGAAGAAACGUCCUCUUUUGCGUGGACAAACAUAUUGUGAGUCCUCACCAUCACACAUGAAUAGUAAACAACUGGUCAGAAAUACCAAACAAAGAUCUACCUCUGCCUCAAGCCAACAGUGCCAUGAACCAAAGUUACUAUUGCGUAGAAAACUAAGUAGCUAG
Lottia gigantea (owl limpet) is the source of this 1785-nucleotide messenger RNA. RefSeq lists its product as hypothetical. The transcript has 8 exons. Lineage: Eukaryota; Metazoa; Mollusca; Gastropoda; Lottiidae. The coding region runs from base 1 to 1785 and encodes 594 amino acids. The record is from RefSeq and is a predicted model, not a curated record.